Molecule: messenger RNA, 1488 nt
Organism: Laccaria bicolor S238N-H82
Lineage: Eukaryota; Fungi; Basidiomycota; Agaricomycetes; Agaricales; Hydnangiaceae
Exons: 7
Coding region: 1-1488 (495 amino acids)
Source: RefSeq, a predicted model, not a curated record
AUGAGACCCGAGGGUGGCCUCCUCCUCCCCUGCCUCCAACGCUCCAUUUACCAGGUCGCCGUGGAACUAGUGCAGGCGGCUACUUGUCAUGUCGCCGACGAGUUCCUCUCAGCCGUCGCGCUUGUCUGGGAGCUUCACGAGCUCUCGCAGCUCUUUCUACUUGUCUAUUUUUCCCUCUUCGUCGCUCCCGAUCUCCUGGCCCUCAUCUGCGUCGCGAUCGGCAACGCAUUUGGAAUGGUCUCGGACACGAUGGAGGUGGAACCGCGUGCCCCUCUCCUCCCCCUCGUCGCUCAGAUGAACAAGCAGGCCAGCGCGAUGAACACAGAACAUAAGCUUCCCUUUCCCGGACCACUGAGCCCUGACGGCACUCGAGACGUACGAUAUCUAGCUCUGGAUGGGCAACCCAAGUCCACUCUCAAGGAGUGGUGCCGCGAGUUCAGACUCCCCGUUUCUGGCAAUGUCCCUCAACUGAUGGAGAGGCUUCGUGAAUACAGUGGGGAUGACAACAAAUGGAAAAGCCUCGGCGCAGUCAAGAUGCGCUCUCAUAAAGGCCCCAGAUCAUCCGGGAAACCUCAACGGCACCAAAAGCAAUCCCAGGUGCGAUGUGCAGCACUGUUCAAGAGCAACCCCGCUCUUGAUGCGCCUCUACGCGUUAUGCACGCCUUGCCCACGGAGCGCUCGAUGGAUCGUCGGACGGCUCAACAGGUGGCGAUGGUGGUCCCUUGGAGGAGCGGCGAGGCACGAUCUCCCUCCGACUUGCCAUUGAAUACAGCUGGUGGGAGGGAUGCCUCUGCUGUAUCCUCUUCCCCCACUGAGGUUGCCAGCCCUCUCACACCUGUCCACCUAUAUCUACCCUAUUCCCUCCCUUCGGCUUCCCUCAGCAGAUUUGAGGUUCCUUCUUGCUUGGGCGGCCUUCCCCAUUGCCCACCCUCCGAUAUCAGCAUGCAGUCCCCCUCCACACCGCUCAUUGAAGGGGACAGAACUCCAGCAAUGGACAUUGACCCCAGCCCUCUCGACCAUUGUCCAACGUCGCUUGCUCCUUCCUGCAAAAUAUUCGGCUUCUGGCUUCUAUGUGGGACGACGCCUCUUCAGCGUGGGGUGGAGUCUCUUUCACCACCAUUCACAGACAUCCCAUCCCACUCAAAUUCUGGCCGACCCUCUACCGGUACUGGAAGCCUGCCAUAUGGAAAGCGAAGAAGGGGGACUCCUGAAGAUUUCAACGCGGCGUUCACUGUCAACGGUCAAUUGCAAUCGUACACCGCCAUCGAAAAGGCGAUCACUCAAGCUCGCAUAGCAAAUGAUCGGAUACUGAGUGUGAAAGCACGUGAGGAAUAUGGGGCUGAUUUCGAUCAAGUGUUCUUAUACCGGCGAACUCGAGAUGGUGCUUGGAUUGUGAUGAGCAAGGACUCAAGCAUUGCUCGUCACUACUGCCGCCUUCAGGGAGAGGCUCAGGAAGAUGAAGAGGGCGAUUCUGACGAGGGAAUUUGA